AUGUUGUUUGUUCGAACUUUUUUACGUAAUUUUUCUACAACGUCCACUAAAUUUGCACCAUCUUCUAAACAAACUCAACAGCGAAAUGUGGCCCUUAUACUGAGUGGGUGUGGUGUUUACGAUGGUGCUGAAAUACACGAAGCAUCGGCCUGUCUUGUUCAUUUAAGUCGUCAUAAUAUUAAUACGACAAUGUUUGCACCGAAUAUUAGACAAACGCAAGUGAUUAAUCAUUUAACAGGUGAAACAAUGGUAGAAGAUCGAAAUGUACUCACAGAGUCGGCUCGUAUUGCGCGUGGGAAAAUUCAUUCAUUAGAUGAACUUAAAACGGAACAAUUUCAAGCCAUAGUUAUUCCUGGUGGGUUCGGAAGUGCCAAAAAUUUGUCAACAUUUGCUUUCGAUAAUGAUAAAAUGAAAAUAAACAGUACAUUAGAAACUAUUUUGAAAGAGUUUAUUCGUGGGCUAAAACCGGUUGGAUUAUGUUGUAUAUCUCCGAUAUUCUUAGCUAAACUGCUACCUGGCGCGGAUAUCACAAUGGGAAAAUUGAAAAAUUUAACGGAAAACGAAAAGAAAAGUGUUUAUCCGUAUACGGGAGCGGUACUUGCUGCAAUACAAAUGGGAGCUAAUCAUCAGGAAUGUGAUGUGAAGGAAAUAUGCGUGGAUGAAAAACAUCGAUUUGUCACAACACCAGCAUUCAUGAAAAACGCACCGUUUCACGAAGUCUACGAUGGAAUUGGUCAAAUGAUAGCAAAAUUAGUUGAACUAAUAGAGAAACAAUAA
Molecule: messenger RNA, 777 nt
Organism: Didymodactylos carnosus
Lineage: Eukaryota; Metazoa; Rotifera; Eurotatoria; Philodinida; Philodinidae
Source: the annotation of a GenBank genome assembly